AUGCCUCCCAGAACUCCCAGAAAGGGCCUCGCUACCAAAAAGAAGGUGGAGAAAUACAUAUACUUGAAUACAGACAGCGAGGAGAUCAGCCCGCCCACCUCUUCUGUCAAGAGCGGCAAAUCCGCCAAGAAGAGCAGUCCUUUCAAAGGCGAGAGCACCCACGCAAAGCAACCUCACCGGCGAAGCUGGUCUUUGGCCGAGUCUGACGAGGAGAACAUCGAUCCGGCAAACCCCCGCGGGCUCCCAAAACCAUCUAGCGUAGCGAACCGCGGUCCGCCGAGCCACGACCAGCUGCAACAGAACAGUCUUGCCAACGCUCUUUUCCCACCUGACGAACAAAAUUACCUUCCAGCACAAACCGAAGCACCUGCAGCCGACAUCACUACAAGCCCUCCGUUUCCGCCCCACUGCCCUGACAGUGCUGUCGAAGACCUGCGCAGACCGAUUCCUCUAGACAACCCUGACGCUCAGGUCGAACAGCAGGCCGUUAGCCGCGUUCAAACUUCACAGUGCCCAACUCGCGUCGAGCGCUCCAACUCGGACCGUACCAUCACCUCUCACGCCCUCGAAACUUUCCCAUCUGACCCUCCAAUCUACGAACCCCUCACCAACAUGGCCAACAUGAUCCCCGGCGGCGCCUUCGUUCCACCCAACCAGCAGCGUAACCUGCGCGCUUGCAUGGUCUGCUCCGUCGUGCGCACCCAAGCACAGUUCAUAAGUGCCGGCUGCCCCAACUGCGAAGACAUACUUGAACUCAUCGGCAACCCUGAAAACGUCACCGACUGCACAUCAGCCGUCUUCGAAGGCUUGAUCACCGUCGCAGAUACAUCGAAGAGUUGGGUCGCGAGGUAUCAGAGACUGGAAGGAUACGUCCCCGGCGUCUACGCUACACAGGUCGAGGGCAUUCUGCCUGAAGAGAUGGUUUCGGCUAUUGAGGCUGCGGGCAUCAACUACGUGCCCAGGGAUGGCAGCGAGGACCAGAUGAUUCCCAAGGACUAG
Messenger RNA from Ascochyta rabiei, 999 nucleotides. RefSeq names its product transcription elongation factor spt4. The transcript has a single exon. The coding region runs from base 1 to 999 and encodes 332 amino acids. The record is from RefSeq and is a predicted model, not a curated record. Gene Ontology annotation, biological process: regulation of transcription elongation by RNA polymerase II; mRNA processing; positive regulation of DNA-templated transcription, elongation. Gene Ontology annotation, molecular function: zinc ion binding; RNA polymerase II complex binding. NCBI's taxonomy places the organism in Eukaryota, Fungi, Ascomycota, Dothideomycetes, Pleosporales, Didymellaceae. Gene Ontology annotation, cellular component: DSIF complex; nucleus.